Molecule: messenger RNA, 1467 nt
Organism: Aspergillus alliaceus
Lineage: Eukaryota; Fungi; Ascomycota; Eurotiomycetes; Eurotiales; Aspergillaceae
Product: putative RING finger domain protein
Exons: 3
Coding region: 189-1343 (384 amino acids)
Cellular component (GO): nucleus
Molecular function (GO): ubiquitin protein ligase activity
Source: RefSeq, a predicted model, not a curated record
CUUCACUUUGUCGUCAUCUGUUUUCCCUAAUCCGUGUUGAUACAUUUUCUUCCUAGCUCAGGUUAGCUCAGAGCCCGAUCAAUCAACCGUCAAAUCUUCCCUUAGGAAUACCUCCUGCUUCGCCCGCCACAAUUCAUUCUCCGCAGAUAACAAUUGCCCACUCUAUGUCCCAAUAAAAACACGCGACAAUGGCCCAUUCCAAACGCAAUACCUCCCUUCCACAUUUCACUUCCUACGAACGCGGCCUCCUCCGCUCACAAUGGGGCACCCAACGCGGCGUCAUCGGCCGCGAUUCUUUUCUCCCGUUCGCUUCCUGUCGCCUCUGUCUACACCCCGCCCGAGCACCCGUAGUCGCCUGCGCAACAAACGGUGAUAUAUUUUGUCGCGAAUGCGCCAUUAACGACCUCCUUGCUCAGCGACAGGAGAUUAAGCGACUCGACCGAGAACGAGAGGAGGCCAAAAAGCGGCUUGCAGAGGAUGAUGAGCGGACGUUGGAAGAAGCGCGCGAGCGGGAACUGCGAGAGUUUGAGCUGGUCAGUAUGGGGCUGGAGGUAGCAAAGCACAAAUCGUCUGGUCAAGCGCAAAACGAUAAUCACAAAAAGCGGAAGGCAGAGGAGGCUACGGAGGCAUUGGCUGCUUUUAAGGCGAGAGAAAUUGAAGUAGAUGGCAAGCGGAAGAAGGUGUUUGAGCUGGAUGAGAAGGAGAUGGCACGAGUGGCUCGGGAGGAGCAGGAGCGGCUCAAACAGGAACUGAAGAAAGAAAAGUCGGAAUCCAGCAAAUCUGCUUUACCCUCGUUCUGGGUCCCUUCGCUCACUCCCAAUACGGAUCCGAAUGAGAUCGCGGCCAAUAAGGCCGUCAAAUCGGCUCCUGUUUGCCCCGGCUCGACAGAUGAACAUCGCCAUAGCUAUUCACUGAAGUCGCUGGUCGACGUGCAUUUCACCGAGGAUAAAACAUCUGAUGGCUCAAUGGCGCGGAUCUGUCCGAGUUGUAAGAAGACAUUGACGAAUGGUCUUAAGGCGAUGUUGACCAAACCCUGUGGUCAUGUAAUCUGUCUCCCUUGCGUAACCAAAUUCAUGACACCGCACGAUGCGCCAGACCCGCACGCUACCAAAGAAGAACAGGAAAAGACAGCCGCACUUCAUGGAUUGGUUCUAUGCUAUGUCUGCGAGACUGAUAUCACACCACGCAGUUCAGCAGAUAAUGGCAAAGAAUCAGGGAAGAAAAAGAAAAAGGAUAAGGAAACCAUUAAGCCCGGACUGGUGGAAAUUAGUUCGGAAGGAACUGGGUUUGCAGGGCGUGGAGGAAAUGUAGCCACUAAAACUGGUGUUGCUUUUCAAUGUUGAACUGGCUAAAGCUACAUAGGGUAUGGAGUAAUAGUUACGAGGGUAUACUAUAUAUAAUAUAUUUGGCAUGGAUAGACCAUGCGAAAUAAUGUUAUAAAGAAAAGACAUAAAUACAAGGUUCGAC